AUGCUGAAAGAGUAUGCUCAGGUCCGACAGACAGUGGUGGUAUGCAGUUUACAAUGGCCCACUCAGGACGUCUUUAACCUGUUUGAUCGCGUCAUCGUGCUCAACUCUGGCCGAGUUGUCUAUCAAGGCCCAACUGCUUGUUCAACAAGCUACUUUGUGGACUUGGGGUACAAGAAGCCUAAGUACAUAUCAGAGCCAGAGUUUCUUCAAGUUGUCUCCACAGAGGCUGGAGCACAGCUUCUUGAGCCAGGCUAUGAGAAGCUGGACCUCAAUGGCUUUGUGCGUGCAUAUGAACGAUCUCCGCUUCAUCGUGAUGUUAUGCGCAUUGUCAACAACAAAGGCAUCAGCUGUACAAUCUGGAUAUCUGGACCAGCCAAGCUUGUUCUCACGCGCAUCACUCUCAGUCUUGCCUCCGAUGCGAACUCCUCUGCCAAAACCUCAAGAAUAGUCGUGCUGAAGUCAGACUGCAAGGAGGAUAGCAAGGAUGGUGAGCUGGUCCUGACUGGGCCUAUUGAAGAAGGUGAUGAGCUUGUUGGGUUUGCACUUAUGGGAAGGCAGUUUGAGUAUGCGAGAAAUGUUGGUGGUGACCUGGACCCACAAGACCUUGGCAAGUUUCUCGAAAACCUAAUACACAGUAGCAACAUGGUUCAGCUUCAGUUUGAACGACCAGAGCCAACGUCUUCAGAAGAAAAGGUCAAGGAAGCACAAGAUGAGGUGAAGCAGUUGAAUACUCGGUUCAUAUUGGACCCUUGGCCAGAAUUCUUGCUGUUGCUGCAUCGUCAGCUAUUAUCACUAUGCAGGAACCGAUUUGCAUUGAUGGCAAGAUUCAUUCAGAUUCUGUUCAUGUCCCUUUUCCAUGGCUUCAACUUCUUUCAGAUGCCCUCUGACCCUCCAACUGUUGGCAACCUGAACCUUCGUCGAGGAAUAACCUUUCUCUCGCUUGUCGCGAUGACCUUGUUCAACCUCAGUCAGCUACCUAUAUUCAUGGAGGAGCGUCUGGUCUACUACAAGCAUUCAUCUGCCCAAAGCUUUCGCACAUACACCUACCUGUUGGCCCAUGUGUUGGCUGGAGCUCCCUUUUCAAUCAUAGAGGCAACUGUGUGGUCCAUCGUCGUGUAUUUUUUGGCUGGAUUUUCACUCAGUGAUGGUGGUGUCCACUUCUGGAUUUUCUAUGCCAUUAUGAUUCUCACCGUCCUGCAUGGGUCAGCGAUGGUCCGUUUCAUUGCCUUCUCCACCCGGAAUCCUGCUGCUGCUGCCUUCUUUUCUGCACUUCUUGUGGGCCCUUCCGUUUUCCUCUUCAUUCAUCUCCUCAUUCCCCAAUCCCUCAUCCGGGGUUACUGGAUAUGGGUGUACCGGAUUGAUGCUCUCCAGUGGGCUGCAACCAUGAUGCAAGUCAAUGAAUUCCGCAACAGCAAGUUCAAUACUCCUUGCACAGAAGUCCUUCCGCCUACAUAUCUCAUGCCCAGCUCAUCUGUUUCCAACUCCUCAGCUGCCUUCCCUCUCUUGCCAUUGAGCCCGUAUCCAUUUUGUCAAGCCCACCCAACUGAAGCAGUGGGGGUAGCAUACCUCAAAGGCAACGGUUGGAACUAUGACUGGAUUGUAUUUCUGAUUGGUCCACUUGUGCUUGUCGCCUGGACCAUUCUCUGGACCCUGGCUAGCUAUAUCUGCCUCCUUCCAGGGUAUUACCAGCAGCACUUUCCGCAUCAUAAAAUACUGCCACCAAGCUGCCUGGCAGCCAAAAGUGAGUCCAAGGAGUCAGCUUGUGCCAAUGGCAUCAGACCUGCUACUGGUAUAGAUGUGUUGCCAUCAGAGCCUCGCAAUGGCCAUGAUGUUGCAGUUGAGUUUGGGGAGAUAGAAGCCAGGAAUGGCGAGUCAGAGGGAUGGCAGGCUGUAUGUCCACCGCUUCAGCCAGUGGUGCUGGCAUGGCAGAAUCUUUCCUACAAGAUCACAUCCAUCCAUUCUGAUAGAGACAUGGAAGUUCUGAAAAGCAUCUCAGGCUGGGUGAAGCCUGGUGAGAUUACAGGAAUUGUGGGAGGAAGGGGUGCAGGCAAGACAAGCCUUCUCAACUGUCUUGCUGGGCGAAAGAUUCGUGGGCGAAUCACAGGCCAGUUGUCGGUCAAUGGUCUGACUCGUGACCUUGAAUCCUUCAUCCAAUGCACGGCAUACAUUGAAGGAGGCCAUCAGCACUACCCGUAUCUUACAGUUCGAGAGAGUCUUAUGUAUCGAGCCGACCUUCUGCUGCCACAAUCAGUGUCGCGCAAAUCACGUAACUCGUUUGUGGACAAGAUUCUGAAGGUCACUCGAGUACAUGACCUUGCAGAGUAUUUGGUAAAUGACCUCCUUACUUCAGGUGGCAGCGGUCUGGUAUUUACAGAAAAGCGAAUCGUGCUGGCCAUGGAGCUUGCAGGAAACCCCUCGGCUCUUUUUCUUGACACCCCCUUCAUUGGCAUGGACAUGCAGCAGAUUGUGCAGUUUGCAGAGAUUCUAGACAGCGUGGCAACAGGUUGGGGCAAGGCCAUGGUAGUGUCAACCAACGUGCCAACAGUGGUUCAGCUCAACAGCUUCACUUCUGUGCUCAUGCUACGCAGUGGAGGUGAAAUGGUAUACUUUGGACCUGCUGGUCAAUUUGGCUCUGCCAUUGUGGAAUACUUCCAGUCCAUACCUGGCACUCCCAUUCUCCCUGACAACAUGAAUCCCAUCAGCUUCUUACAGUAUGCAAUGGGAGAAGGCGUUUCAGAGUCUGUAGCUGCACGUGACUAUGCGUUUGAGUAUCGAAUCAGCAACCUGGCCAUGAGCAACGGCCAGCACCUGCGGAAGCUUCGUCGCAAUCCCAACUCCUUCUAUGCUUCAGAAGCAUCAGACUCAACUGCUGCUAUGCCAGCACUUCCUGGAUCUGGUCAGGUGGCUGCGCGUUCAAACCAAGGCAGAACAGAUGCCAGCACUGUACUUGCCAGUGAGGAACCUUCUUUGCAGUCCAGGAAGCCUGGAAACGCUCUGAGACCCACCUCAACGCCUACUUAUGAGCCAGAAAUUUCAAUGAAAGACACACUACAAAGAAGUCGCUGGUGCCUGCCGCAGUCUCUUUACAUGUCGCGUCUGGCAAAGGUUUAUUGGUCCAUCAACGUCCUCUACUGGCGGAACACCUCUUAUACCCUGUCCCGUGCAGUUGUCGCUUGUGUCCUGGGCCUCGUUAUUGGCUCCCUCUUUUUCGACCUACCCUGCUCUACUCUCCUCCAGAUCUCAGCGCGUGCUGGAUUUGUGUUCACACUGCUCAUCUUUGGGCCCACCUCUAAUGGAGGAACUGUGGUGGGAAUGCUGACACGCAUCCGCCAUGUGUUCAACAGAGAAAGGCUCAAUAAACAGUACUUUGCUUCAACAUACAUCAUCUCCUUCACACUGGUUGAGAUUCCGUAUCUUAUUGUAACGACUCUGAUAUUUAUUGUCAUAUCAACGGGCCUAGCUCAAGUUGCAGUUUCCAGCUUGUCACAGUUCUUCGCAUUUUGGUUCUCCCACUUCCUUUUCUCCCUCGGUAUCACCUACCUUGGGUUUCUUCUUUCAGUGGCUCUUCCAAACCCAAGACUCGCAUUCAUGCUCGUGCCUAUGGUGUCUGGAGUAUGGAUAAGCACUGCAGGAUACGUGGUCCCAUACAGUUUAAUGCACUUCUUCUUCAGGCCAUUUUAUUGGACCAACCCUUUACAG
Messenger RNA from Closterium sp. Naga37s-1, 3699 nucleotides. NCBI's taxonomy places the organism in Eukaryota, Viridiplantae, Streptophyta, Zygnematophyceae, Desmidiales, Closteriaceae. The record is from the annotation of a GenBank genome assembly.